This is a messenger RNA of Engraulis encrasicolus (European anchovy), 709 nucleotides long. RefSeq names its product collagen alpha-1(I) chain-like. NCBI's taxonomy places the organism in Eukaryota, Metazoa, Chordata, Actinopteri, Clupeiformes, Engraulidae. The transcript is spliced from 5 exons. The coding region runs from base 58 to 396 and encodes 112 amino acids. The record is from RefSeq and is a predicted model, not a curated record.
AGAAAAGGUAGCAAGUUGUCUGAGCAGAGAGAAGCAUCAUCGUGAGUGGAGGUGACCAUGUCUGGCUUGAUCAGAGUGACCACACUGGUGGCAGUAUUGCUGCUUAUGCAGCUGGGUGGUUUGAAUGGAGAUAAAGAGGCCCCCGAGUGUGACUGCUGGUCAUGGCCCGGUCCCCCCGGCCCGCCUGGUCCUCCGGGCUUCCCUGGUUCCCCGGGUCACCUGGGACCCAUCGGCCCGGCCGGCACACCUGGCCGUAAUGGAGGGCCCGGUCCACAGGGGCCCAGGGGGGGUACUGGUCCCCUUGGACCCCCAGGCGAUCGGGGCUUCAACGGGAUACCAGGAAAACCUGGCCCUCGUGGACCUCCGGGACCUCCAGGAAAGUCGGGCUUCCUAUAACUGUUCUAGAUCUGCCUCCCACACCCAUGCAAAUGUCAUGAUGCACCAAGUUAUCAGUGACAAACCAAUGGUGGAACCAACCUUCUCCUUGAAGAAAAUGAAUGAAUUUUUUGCUUACACACUUCUAUUAUACACCUGUACCAUAUCAAUGAAGUUCUGGCGAUGUUUCAUACACUGUUAUGCCCCUCUGCUUCACCUUUAGGCUGCUUGGGCCCAGCACAUAUCCACACACUUUUAUCCCUAUGCAUCUUUCUUUUUGACCUUUUUCACAAUUCACUUUAAUUUUCGCAAAUAAAUAUCAAAAAACGUUAAA